AUGGCGGCUUAUGGUGCCGCGAUUUCUCUCAAGAAUACCAUUCGGUGUCUUCUACAAUCGUCUCGCAUUUCACUAGCUCCUCCGUCUCCACAAAUCUUACAACCCGUUUACGAGGCCAUGGUUGACUUGCAGAAAGCUCUGCUAAAAUUGGAGGAGACCGGCUACAGCAAGAUCCGGACGAAGGUGAAUGCUUUGGACGAACGAAUCAAAGAGGCCAUAUGGGAAUUCGAAGAUUUACUCGAAUCUCAUGUGUAUCAACAGAUUCUUCCACAAGUCGAAGGUCACUUGUCUUUCUCGGUAGAUCUGCAUAGUCUCCGACAGAGUGUUGAUUGCUUCAUCCAGAGGGUGACAGUGAUGGAGGCGGAGUUCGAUAUUGAACUACUCAAUAUGCCUGAAGAAGAAGGCCAACCUAUUUCCUCAAGAAUUGAUUUUCACGGAAUCGACUCAAACAUGGUUGGGUUAUCCCAAGAAUUUGAAAGCACAAGGGAUUAUCUUCUUGGAGAAAAUAAAGAGAGCUACUAUGCAAUUACGGGGAUGGCAGGAGUUGGAAAGACAACAUUUGCUAAAAAAUUAUUUGACGAUCCAUCACUUAAGAGUCAUUUCGAGCUUCGAGUAUGGGUUAAAGUGGGCAGAAAAUGUGAAUCUAAUGAAACAUUACGAUGCAUAGUAACUCAAGUGGAUCGCGACCAAAUGCUUACCCAAGGAGACGAAGACAACGACGAGAAAUUAGUUAGACUCUUGAAAGAGAGAUUGAAGGAUAAGAAAUGUUUCAUUGUGUUGGAUGAUGUAUGGAAAUGGAAUGCGCGAGUUAUGGAUAAAUUGCCACGAGAAAAUGUCCGAAUCUUGCUAACGAGCAGGCAAAAUUUAGAAGAAUGCCGAAUUGGGCGUAAACUACGCUUGUUGAAUGAUGAAGAAAGUAAGAAAUUACUUGGCAAGAAGGUGUUCGGUGAAGAUGGUUUUCCUCCUCACCUUGAUGAACUAGGAGAAAAGAUUGUCAAAAAAUGUGAAGGUCUUCCACUUGUGAUAGUCAAAGUUGAGCUCCUAUCCAAAGAAGAAAUAACCCCACAAUACUGGGCCGAGAUGUUAUUUCUGUAUUUCGGAGCUUACCCUCCGUAUAUUGAUAUUGAACCACACGUCAUCUUAAAUCGGUUGAGUACUGAGGGGUUUGUUGAAUCUUUUGGUAGACAAUUUUUGGGUGAUUUUAUGGAUGGAGACGCUUCUAAUUUUCAUUUGCACGAAUGGGUGGCAGUCCUCGCUACCGUGGAAGUAUGGGACAUGCAAGAACUACAACAUAUCGAGGUAUGGGGAAAAGACCUACCUACCCCUGAUUCUUCUACUGCUGCAUUGGAUAGACUUGACACUCUUAAUGGUGUGAGUGAAAAGAGUUGCACAAGAGAAAAACUCAAGAGAAUCCCAAAUUUAAAGAGAUUAGGAAUUGUGGUAGAAUUGCAGCCUUAUGAUGAAGAUGAUGAUAGAAACCCAUUGAGUAACUUGGGUUUUAUAUCAGAGGAACUCCAGUAUUUGAACACACUUGCAUAUACUGUGAUGUAUCCAGAUAUUAAGCGUGAGUUUAUGGUUCCUCUAUCGAUGUUCCCAUCAAGUUUGACAACUUUGAAUUUGAGUGGCUUAGGGUGUCCAUGGGAGAACAUGAAUGUCAUAGGUUCGAUGCUACCAAAUCUCAUGUUCCUCACGUUAAAAGGCUAUGCCUUUCGAAGCGCCGAGUGGAAUAUAGAAGCACUUGAUACAGUUAUAAUUAAGGACACCGAUUUGGUGCGAUUGAUAGCUCAACAUGGAAGUCUACCAAGGCUCAAACUCCUAAGCAUACGCCAUUGCUACAAAUUACAACAAUUCAAUUGGUCGCGUGAUCCCUCAAUGGUCACCAUUGCAAUUGAGUUAGUUGAGUGCAACCCCUUAGCCGUCGUUUCUGCCAAGCAAUUAAAGCCUGAAUCUGUCUUUAAAAUUCGUUCUCACUCUUCUUUUUGA
Salvia hispanica is the source of this 1983-nucleotide messenger RNA. The record is from RefSeq and is a predicted model, not a curated record. NCBI's taxonomy places the organism in Eukaryota, Viridiplantae, Streptophyta, Magnoliopsida, Lamiales, Lamiaceae.